Molecule: messenger RNA, 2068 nt
Organism: Eucalyptus grandis
Lineage: Eukaryota; Viridiplantae; Streptophyta; Magnoliopsida; Myrtales; Myrtaceae
Product: vacuolar protein sorting-associated protein 9A
Exons: 5
Coding region: 274-1668 (464 amino acids)
Biological process (GO): vesicle-mediated transport
Cellular component (GO): cytosol; endocytic vesicle
Molecular function (GO): small GTPase binding; guanyl-nucleotide exchange factor activity
Source: RefSeq, a predicted model, not a curated record
CCAUAGUCCUGCCUGCACAGCGCACGCGACACAACCACCACCACCUUCCUUCCUUCCUUCCCAGUUUCCUCUGCAUCUCCGUCUCCCCCUCCCUCUCUCUCUCUCUCUCUCUCUCUCUCUCUCUUCUUCGAUGGAAGCUGGCGAGUGCAAUCGCGUCGCGGCUGCGUAGAUAGAGGAGCGGAGAAAGCGAUCGCGACUGUCGUCGGGGCGCGCGGAGACGCAGGUCAAGCGGGAGCUCGCGUCGCGCUGGGGGUUCGGCCGGGCGGGCGGGCAAUGGAGAACGCCGACGUCAUCCUGGGGCUGCACGAUUUCCUGGAGCGAAUGCGCCAGCCCUCCGCCUCCGACAUCGUCAAGUCCAUCAAGAGUUUCAUUGUCUCGUUUACAAACAAUGCUCCAGAUCCGGAAAGGGAUAGUGUCAUUGUACAAGAAUUUCUCAACAAUAUGGAAGGAGUAUUCAGGAAACAUCCAUUGUGGGCGGGUUGCUCAGAGGAGGAACUGGAGAGUGCUGGUGAAGGAUUGGAGAAGUAUGUAAUGACGAAAUUGUUUUCCCGUGUGUUUGCAUCACAUCCAGAUGAUGUUAAACUUGAUGAGGACCUUUCUGAGAAGAUGGCUCUGGUUCAACAGUUCAUUCGGCCAGAAAAUCUGGACAUCACACCGACCUUUCAGAAUGAAACAUCAUGGCUGCUUGCUCAGAAAGAACUACAGAAGAUCAACAUGUGCAAGGCACCAAGAGACAAGCUAGUGUGCAUCCUCAAUUGUUGCAAAGUUAUCAAUAACCUGUUAAUUAAUGCUUCCAUUGCUUCCAAUGAGAAUCCACCAGGGGCUGAUGAGUUUCUCCCUGUUCUAAUUUAUGUUACCAUCAAGGCAAGCCCGCCACAACUGCACUCAAAUUUGUUGUAUAUACAAAGAUACAGACGACAAUCUCGAUUAGUUGCUGAAGCAGCUUAUUUUUUUACGAACAUGCUCUCUGCAGAGUCCUUCAUCUCAAACAUUGAUGCAAAAGCACUUUCAAUGGAUGAAACUGAGUUCUCGAGCAACAUGGAAUCUGCUCGAGCUCUUUUAUCUGGGCUUUCUGCCGAUGUCGAUGGUCUCUCUAGUCAAACUGAUAGCGCUGGUGAUUAUAUGCCAAGAGCAGGACAGAUGGAAAUGAAAAAUCAAAGUUCUAAUAGAACUCCUGCAACACCGCCCAAAACAUCUGAAACAAAACUGAAGACCAAGUCAGUACCAUAUACAAGUAAUCAGGCAUCGAUGGAAAAAAUUCCAUCCCUCUCUGAUUUGGAGAAUAAAGGGGCAACUAUGCUAUUGAAGGAGGAUCAGGUGAGCAAAACCUUUCAGGAGUUCCCAUAUUUAUUUGCCCAGGCUGGUGAUUUGACAGUAAAUGAUGUAGAAGACCUGCUUAGUAAUUACAAGAGGAUAGUUUUCAAGUACAUAUGUCUUUCCAAAGGGAUGAAUGUUGCCACCCCACAGAUUCCUUCCAAAUUACAAACCGGCGGCCCAAACCAAACGGAAACAGUGAAGAAAUCUCAAGAUAUACACUCUGAGCCACAAGAAGAUAUGGAUAGGACAGAUGAUAGAGUUUCCCUCAUCGAAGAGGAGAGUCUUGUUUCAAAGUCACCGCUGGAUGAACCAUUGGAGCCACAAGGCAACCCUGUUGGCGAGACAUCCUGAUGAUAGGUCAAGUCUCCCUACUUUUUGUUUUGUUUUGUUUUUUUUUUUUUUUUUUUUUAAGGUCCCUUUCAUAUGUUUCUUAGGGGAAGAACACUCCCUUAAGGAGGUCAUAUAUUUGGGACAAUGAACAAAAUGAUAGGUUUGUUCUUGUCCUAUGGUAGAAUUUAGCAGUCAAUCAGUCCUGUUUAAGGGAAUGAGGAUGAUCUUAGAGAGCAUCAACAUCACUCCCUCGUCGUUAAAUUUAGCCCACGUCUUCCUCUACCACUUGCAAAUUUUUUCAGCAGGUUACAGUGAUGGAUAGGUGAUAGUUCGAUGUGCAUUUUGAUUGGUGUGCUAGAUUUGGAUAUUCCACUCUUCAUCAGUUUCAAUAUCAAUGUCUGCUUUAAUGUUCCGCACUUGA